AUGACUGACCCCGAUUACAAUGCCCAUCUGCAAACCAUCUACCCUGGCACGCAAUGGACGAUAUCGCGGUUCUCCCACGGCUCCAUAAAUGCUACUCACCGCGCCGUCAAAACAGCUGGUGGAGCUGGGCCGUCCUCGCUCGUGCUGAAGCAUGCCUCGCCUUACUUUGUGGACGACGACACGGGCAGGGUGCAGCCCUUUUCCAUCAAACGACAGGAAAUUGAAGCGGCCAUCAUGACGUCGUCUGCCGGCAUCAUGCAGCCUGCCGAUGGCAGCAUUCCGACUUGGAGAUUGCCACACUUCUUGCACCGCUCGGAGGGAAAAGAGUCUGAGCUGCUGCGCACCGAGAAAGAUGAGGUUGCGUCUGUCAUGCUCAUCGAAGAUCUCGGCAAUGUUCGCAACCUCCGAGACACCAUCCUGGCAUUCGCCGAAGAGCCUUCUCUUAAUGUCGACAAACUGGUUGCCAAUAUCGGCUGUAUUCUCGGCACCACACUUGCGACAAUGCACAGCGCCGCAACGGCACGCGCGAUCGAGAACAGUGGCGUUAAGGAAGCACUCUCUCAGCAACUGACUGAUGACGUCGUGUGGUUUCUCGCCAUGGAGCUGCUGCCAGACUACCUUGCCGGCGCGCCACGAGCGAAGGAGUACUUCCAAUGGCUCGUAGACGACAUGCAGCGCCCCCGGCACGCAUAUCCCCCGUGCCUGAUGCACGGCGACUUCAACUACGGCAACAUCCUCAUGCCCGCCGACGCGCUCGAAACGGGAAACAGCCAGCCCAUUGUCGUCGACUGGGAGUUUGCCACCAGCCAAGGUCGCGGCGUCAACGGCGACAUUUCCGAGUUUCUCUCCAUGAUCCACUGCCGCAUCAUCGGUGGCCGCCGCGAGCAAGCGGCGCCGAGUAGUGCCAGGCUCUUCCGGCAGCUGUGCGCCAGCUUCUGCUCUGCGUAUCGCGAAGAAGCGCAGCUUGUGUGCACAAUGAAGCCAGACGACUUGAACACGCAGCUGUAUCGCUCAGCGCUGCUGCUGAGCGGACGUGAUAUCCUCACAUUUGCCAACGAUGCGUGCGCUGACUAUGCGAAUUUCGAGGAGCUGGUUCGGGUUGGGCUGUGGUAUUUUGAGCGCGCAGGUGCUUGCAUGGAAGAGUUUGUCAAAGAGUCGAAUUGCGUAGAGCUUGAGAAAGAAGACGAAGGCUUUAUUAGGUCGCUGUUCAUCUUUGUAUAA
Akanthomyces muscarius is the source of this 1221-nucleotide messenger RNA. RefSeq lists its product as uncharacterized. The transcript has 2 exons. The record is from RefSeq and is a predicted model, not a curated record. NCBI's taxonomy places the organism in Eukaryota, Fungi, Ascomycota, Sordariomycetes, Hypocreales, Cordycipitaceae. The coding region runs from base 1 to 1221 and encodes 406 amino acids.